Messenger RNA from Cottoperca gobio, 4141 nucleotides. Its product is annotated as histone-lysine N-methyltransferase ASH1L-like. The transcript is spliced from 3 exons. NCBI's taxonomy places the organism in Eukaryota, Metazoa, Chordata, Actinopteri, Perciformes, Bovichtidae. The coding region runs from base 702 to 4103 and encodes 1133 amino acids. The record is from RefSeq and is a predicted model, not a curated record. Gene Ontology annotation, cellular component: nucleoplasm. Gene Ontology annotation, biological process: regulation of DNA-templated transcription. Gene Ontology annotation, molecular function: DNA binding; histone H3K4 methyltransferase activity.
AAUGGCCACGCAAUUGCAUUCCCGCACAUCCACCAACCCCUCUGCACUGUCACAGCCUGUAACCCCGCACACACGCUGCUGCAGCCCUUCAGCCCCGUCAUCUUGACACGUUAACAGCUUGUGUGAGCACAAUCUGAGCCAUUAUUACUGACGGGGAUCGAUGUAACUUUGCCCGAUAGAAGUGGGCAAAAAUAAGAGCCAGUGUAACCAGUCCGCCACCUAGCUGCGGAGACGCGCCGACGAAGAUCUGUCGACUGUAUGAUUAUGAAAACACCCGCGCCAAUGUUGUUGCACAGUAGGCUCCGCGCUCCGAUGAGGCUGAAACUCGGUUUUAGGAGGUGUUUUAACCUCCACUGGCCUUACUUAUGUAAUCAAAGCAACAUCUAAUGCACCAAAAAGCUCCGGAUUGCUGUUGGUGCGAAGGGGAGAGCAGGACAGCAACACCUUAACCUCAUGCCUAAACGCAGUUGGCUCCGGGACGCGCUCUCGGUUCAAGCCUAAAGAACCAGAGAAAGACCUUCCUUCGCUGGAUGAAGAGGCCUUACUGAAAUUGGACUAUUACAGGAAAUUAAUUUGGAAAUCUCCUAGCCUACACCUGCAUUCUGCUCUUUGCACUUGAGCCCAAUAACCCCACCAGGGUCAUUUAAAAGUGUUAAACUGGGAACCCAGCAGCAUUCUGCUUCUCUCCCCUGACUUCUCUAAUGGACCAGAGAGUGAAGGGGGGAACCCCUACAACCACAAACUCCACUCUGGACCCCACAUCUGCAUCUGAAGACUGUGACGUGGUAGAGAAAAAGAGGAGGAGUGAGGGGGAUAAUGCAGAUGUUGGGGAGAAGGAGGAGGAGAAGAGAGGAGCAGGAAAAAAGAGAGAAGGAGACAAGGGGGCAGUGCUGGAGUUGCUCAUCGAGGAGCGCUGUGGAAGUGCAGGGCAGCAACAGCUUCAGAUCUCUGGCAGAGAGACCAGUUGCCCCGAGGGGAAUGUACGACUCCGGAUUGGACUCCAGGCCAAACGCACCAAGAAACCGCCGAAGAUCUUGGAGAGCUACGUCUGCAAGCCCACAUUUAGGACCUAUCAGAGGCAAGCCAGGGGGGGACUGCCAAGGCGGGAUGGAGAAGGAGAACAGCAUAACAAAAUCAGCUCUACUCCAGACGAGGCCACCAGAGAUCAAUGCUCAGGCUUGGUUGCUGUCCAGACCACGUCCAAACAAACUGCAUCUGCUGCCUCACCACCACUUGCAACAUCAUCAUUAUCAUCGUCAUCAUCAUCUUCGGCAUCGCAGCCACUGUCUACCACAGCCACCAAGACAGCCCCAGUCCCUGCCAUAAUCGACCAAGGAACCAAGUCUGCCAAACAGGUUCCUAUCAAACUGGCCGAUAAGACAGAGGUGAAUUUAAAUGGUUCAUCUGAGAGAGUGAAGAAAGAGAAGCUUUCUAAUGUCAAUGGGCAGCCUGUCUCUGCAGCACACAAACCCUGCUCGCCUACAAUAGACCAGACAGUUACUCCUUCUACCGCAUGCAUCCAAGCCCCAUCUGCAUCGGAAACCAGGAAUGAAGGGAAGACCUCCAAGAAACAUAAUGGUUUGAAGGGACUAUCUAAUGGGAAAGGCUCUGUCGACAUCCUUGGCACUUCCACCGGCAAAGUUGGAAAACACGGCAGUUCCUCCUCCACGGACCCUCCGAUAAAACCUCCAGCCUCCAUUAGCUCCAAUAAAGAACUCAGCCUGUCCAAUAAGAGUAGGCCAGACUCUCCUUCCUCUUCUUUAGUCACCCCUAAACCACAGUCUUCCCCCACUGUGGAUCUCUCUUCUACCCAAUCCCAAGAUCAGGAUCCCUCUCUGGAGAAAAAGAAAGACAAAGAGAAAAAAGCAAAGAAAGACAAACGGAGAGACAAAAAAUCAAAGCGAGAUAGAUUAGAGGCUGAAAGAGCAAAGGGUGAGAUCAGAAAGGAGGAAGGCAAGAAGAAGAAAAAGGAGAAAAAGAAGGAUGGGAAAUCAAGGCAUGGUAAAGAAAAGGAUGAAAGACAUAGGACUGAUAAUAUGUGGAGGGACGAGUUAAAGAUUGAAAGAGGAAAGGCUGAGAAAAAAAAGGAUAAGCUUAGCCCAGACAGACAAAGAACAGAGGAUACUAAAUGUGGUGAAUCAAUUGAUAGUUGUAAACUAGAUAAAACCUUUAAGGUAGUGAAUCCAGACAGACCAGAUGAGAUAAACAAGACUGAUGACGGUUGCAAGCCAGUUGAACGAGCUGAGCCAGCAACAGGUGACACCGGUAAAUCAAAAGAACAAGAUGUCUCAAGACAUUCAACUGUGCCUGCAAGCCACCCCUCUUCUUCUGCUCCUCCCUCUCUGCCCACUCCUUCUGCCCGUGCCCCUGUUUCUCCCCCUUGUUCCCCCCAAGAGCAAGACAGCCGUCCUCUUAAAAAACGUAAAGCCAGACGGCCCAGCUGGACGAAGCUGGUGCACCGGGCUCAGAGAGCGGAAAAUCAGGAAGCCCCUUCAGAUUCCCAACAUAAUUCUCUACUAAGUUUCCCCCAGAACCCUAAGACGUCCCUUCCUGCCAAGGUCACUGAUGAGUCACGACCAUCUCCCUCUAGCCCCCUAACCAGCAGCUGCUCCCCUCUCUCUUCUGCAAUCAAACCUCCAUCCCCAAAGCAGAGUCACCCCACAUCAGACCCGAGCCCCCCUGCUUCCAGAUGCCCAAUAACCCCUGCCCGAAAAAGGGGCCGCCCUAAAUCCCACAGCUCUAGCUUAGAUGAACCUCCCCCUAAACUUUCACCAAACGCUAUCCCGACAGAGGUGCCUCUUCUGGGCUGUGACGUAGUUCAGAAAGCCCCUGUGCUGGAGCCAAGUCCAAAACUGCAGUAUGCCGCUCAGUCUAAAUCCAGCCCCAAGAAGCGUGGCCGACCUCCCAAACAACCCCUUCCAGAGGAUCAGAUUGGAGAUGCACUGAAUCGCAGGAGUAAAGAUUUUCAACCUCCUGAAAAGGGGAACAGGCAGCUAAAGAUCAGGAGGCUGAUUAAUGAGAUGAAGAAAAGAAAGAAGAGGAGACUUCACAAGAUAAUGCUUUCUGGGUAUGUAGGAAAGGAGGGAAGGGGAGGCCAGGCAGCAGAUGGCGAGACCUCUCUGGGAAUUUGUAAAUCGAUUGAAGCUACAACAGUACAAACGCUCUCAGCACUGUCCUCCUCUUUUGGGAGUAAGCUGGGCCCUCAGAUCAAUGUUAGCAAGAGAGGUACCAUCUACAUGGGCAAGAGGCGAGGACGCAAGCCCAAAUCCCAAACAGCUUAUCUUAACUCCAACUCCCAGAGCGCUACUCAGUCAUCCCUGUUUACCAAUCCCUCUGAAACAUCUCUCUUUUCCUCUAACCAACCCCAGCCUCCACCCUCUCACCCAUUUCCCUCCCCAUCUCUCACCCACUCCAGUGGGGCCCAAAGCCCUUAUAGUGAAGGCAGCCUCACAGAACCAACAUCUUCCCUACUUUUUCCUCACCCCUUCUCCCUCCCUUCCCCAUCAUCCUCCUGUACCUCCCCUCGUCCUCCCUCCUCCUCAUCCCUCUCUCCCUUUGUGAAAAAGAGUUGUCCGUGCCAGGGAAGGCAUCACUUCCCCUUUCACCAGUCUUCAUGUAAGCUCUCCUGUCCCACCCCUCCACUGCAUCACACACCUGGCUCUCCCGGCCACCUAAAAGAGGCCACCCCCUCCCCCAGGAGUGAGUCACACAGUGAGGAGACGCUGCCUAGCGAUAGUGGGAUUGGAACAGAUAACAACAGUGUUUCUGAGCGAGCAGAGAUGAGGGGAGUUCGAGGCAUGUUUAGGUUGGGUCAGGGGUCAGGAGUUAUUCUGGGGGGUCAAAAGCACCUCUCCUCUCUUGUGGAACGUCCCUCUCCUGUCUCUUCACCCCUCUCUCUAAUGCCGAGACACACAAACCCCAUCACCAACUCAGCUACUCUGGAGAGGCACAGAGACAGACACAGGCACAGGCGGAGGGAUUACGACUGUUCCUCUGCCUGUACUUGCUUGUGCCCGUGCCCCUGCCCAGGGACACAACAAGUGCACUCAUUCGGACUAUUACCCUUGCCUUGGGCACAAUGCACUGAAGAGACAGAAAAAUAAACAUAAAAAGAAGCACCAGCACAUGCAGGAUCCAGAGU